This is a messenger RNA of Lycium ferocissimum, 954 nucleotides long. RefSeq lists its product as uncharacterized. Lineage: Eukaryota; Viridiplantae; Streptophyta; Magnoliopsida; Solanales; Solanaceae. The record is from RefSeq and is a predicted model, not a curated record. The transcript has 2 exons. Bases 1 to 954 code for a protein of 317 amino acids.
AUGGAGACUGCUGCUUACAAUAUAAAUGGAAAGAUAUGGAUCUUUGUGGAAGCAGGGUUACAAAUGGAGGUUUUGAAGGAAACUGAUCAAAUGUUGUCUUUCAAACUAUCUUCUUUGGAUGGAGCUCAGGACGUUAUUAUGACUGUGACUUAUGCUAGUACAGAUAGAGGGACCAGAAUUGCCUUAUGGGAGGAUUUGUGUGAUAUUUCCACACAUAUGCACCUACCAUGGCUUGUGGGUGGAGAUUUCAAUGUGAUUACAGAGGCUGCUGAGAAAUAUGGAGGGCUUCCAGUUCAGUUUGCAGAGGCUGAAGAUUUCAGACACUGUAUUGAUUCAAGUAAGUUGGUGGAUCUUGGAUUUACAGGGAGCAUGUAUACUUGGUGGAAUGGGAGAUCAGAUGAGGCCUGCAUUUUCAAAAGGCUUGAUAGGUGCCUAGGGAAUCAAGCUUUGCAGAAUACAUAUCCCAAUUUGGAAGUGGAACACCUGAUUAAGCAGGGUUCAGACCAUUCUCCUUUACUGAUAAGUCUUAAGCAGGACAGUAGACCUAUCAAGAAAUCUUUCAGGUUCUUGAAUUUCUGGGUGGAGCAUGAGACCUUUCAGGAAGUGGUUAAAAAUAAUUGGAUAGCAAAUUUCAGUGCUGAUCCAUUUUUUAACUUUCACAAUAAAUUAAAAAAAGGCGUGCAGUGGUUUAAAGAUGGAGACAGAAAUACCAAUUUUUUCCAUGCUCAUGUUAAUGGAAAAAGGAGAAGGCUACAAUUAAAAAGGAUACAGGAUAGUGGUGGUGUUUGGUUGGAAACAAAAGAUGACAUUGCAGAGGAGGCAAUCAGAUUCUUUACAAAUCAGUUCCAGAGAGGAAAUAUACCUACUGACUUUGAAAUGUUGAAGCACAUACCCAGGAUGAUUAGUGAUGAACAAAAGGCAGAACUGCAUGAAUUCCAGAAGAAGAAGAGGUGA